Messenger RNA from Hydra vulgaris (swiftwater hydra), 1871 nucleotides. RefSeq names its product sodium/hydrogen exchanger 9B2. Gene Ontology annotation, molecular function: antiporter activity. The record is from RefSeq and is a predicted model, not a curated record. Lineage: Eukaryota; Metazoa; Cnidaria; Hydrozoa; Anthoathecata; Hydridae. Gene Ontology annotation, biological process: proton transmembrane transport. Gene Ontology annotation, cellular component: membrane.
AUAAUUAGUUUUUGUUAAAAAAGUAGACAUGGCAGAAUCUAAUAAUGAUGUAAUUGAUUCGUGUAAAAAUACUGCGGAAACUAAGUUGUUACUGGUUGAUAAUGGUUUUAAAACAAAGGCAAAUUUUGAAAAUGAUUCUGUUUCAGAUGAGUCUUGUGAGAAACCUGUUAAAGGAUUUAUUAAAGUCCCCAAGAUUCUUAAAAAAUGCUUACCGCCUCGUGGAAAGCCUGCAAAGUUUUUUACCAUAAUACUUUUAUGCUCAGCCAUUUGGGGUACAUUGUAUUCUAUGACAGGAAAAAGUGCUUUGCCUGGAGGAAAUAUAUUUGCUAUAUAUACUUUACUGAUUUGCACAUCAUCAGCUGGUUUUUUAUUGAAUCUGUUUUCAGUGCCUCCCAUUUUUGGGAUGUUGGUUGUUGGAUUUAUUUUAAGAAAUGUUCCUAACAUUGAUUUUGCUAAAGAUAUUAAUCCACAAUGGUCUUCAAAUUUACGAAGUGUUGCAUUGGCUGUCAUUUUAUUGCGUUCAGGAUUAGGCUUGGACAUUCAAGCUUUAAAAAAACUAAAGUAUACUGUUUCAAGACUGGCUUUUACUCCUUGUCUAACUGAAGCAGUCACAAUAGCUAUUUCUGCUUAUUUUAUAUUGGGCAUGCCAUGGUUAUGGGGUUUUCAGCUAGGUUUCAUCUUGAGUGCUGGUUCACCCGCUGUUGUUGUUCCGCAAGUAUUAGUUUUACAAGAAAAAGGCUAUGGCAUACAAAAAGGAGUGCCAACACUUGUGGUAGCUGCAACAUCAUGUGAUGAUGUACUUGCUAUUAGCUUGUUUGGCGUGUUUUAUGGUGUUGCAUUUUCAGAUGGUAAUUUACUAUUUAAUAUUUUUCGUGGCCCUUUGGAAACUGUGAUUGGAUUGUUAGGAGGGUUUGUUAUUGGGAUGUUGUUAUGGUACAUACCAUCAAUAAAAGGGAAAAAUGUUGUAGCUCUUCGCUCAGCUUUGCUACUUUUUUGCUGCUUAUUUUUUCUCUUUGGAUUUAUCUUAAUUAAACUAAAAGGUGCUGGUGCCCUAGGAGUGCUUUGUAUGGCAACAGUGGCUGGGUAUGGCUGGGGUGAGCAAGAUAAAGUGCAUGUAGAGAAAGUGUUUAGCAUGAUCUGGUACUACCUUGAACCUUUGUUAUUUGGUCUUAUCGGUGCAGAGGUUGUUAUAGACUAUCUGGUUGGAAGUCUCAUUGGAAAAGGUUUGGCGAUUCUUUUUAUUGGACUUGUAGUUCGCUCUUUCACUGUACUUUUGGUAGUAUCCGGAAACAAACUCUCUUUUAAAGAAAAAUUAUUUUGUGCAAUAACUUGGUUACCUAAAGCAACUGUUCAGGCUGCUAUAGGUUCUAUUCCAUAUUCAACAGCAAAAUCACUUGGUCUUUACAAAAAGUGGCAAGGACGUGUUGGAAUAGAAAUUUUAACUAUUGCUGUCCUUUCUAUUCUGGUGACGGCUCCUUUGGGAGCUCUAUUGAUUGCAUUUUCAGGUCCGAAGUGUUUAAGUAAGAAAACAGAUGAUAAAGAUUUAACAUCUGAUGUUCAAGAAUCAAAUGGCCUGUGAUACUUGAUAAAUGAUUCUUGAUAAAUGAUCUAUGAUCUUUAACAAUAGAACAUUAAAACAAUAAACUAUUAAAUGACUGGAACAGGAGAUUAUAUAAUAAUGGGUAAGGGAUGUGCUUACAUGUGGUAAUAAUAAAUAAAUAAAGAUAGAGUACUUAUUUAAAAGGUAAAAAUUAAAAAGAGCGUCUAAAAAAUUAUUAAAUUUUUAUGAACAAAAAACUAUUAAAAUUAUAAAAAUUCAGCAAAUCUCUACGCGUAUUAUUUGAAAUACGCGUAUUUACAAACAAUACGCG